AGUUGACCUAAAGCUCAAUCCAAGCUUGCAAACAGCAGCAUCAUUCAGCUUUGUAGAAGCGGCGCAGUUGUCGGUGAGGCCGGUGAGGCUGUGGCAUCCUUUAUACAAGACAAGAUUACCAUUUACAUUGCACAAAACAUAAAAACCCCAUAGUAGCUACAUCUGAAGAAGAUAUCUUCGAACAAAAAGAGACUAAAGAUGCCUUCAGCGAUGGUUGGCAACAAUGCUGUACAGUCCGCCAGUCCAGAAUUGGGAUCUGGAAAUCAUUCUGAGGUCAUGAAGCAAGUUUUGGGCGUUAUCGACAAGAAGGUCCGCAACAUGGAAAAGAAAAAGGGUAAAUUGGACGAUUACCAGGCCAAGAAGAAUAAAGGAGAUCGGCUGAAUCAGGAUCAGCUGGAUGCCCUGUCCAAGUUCCAAGAGAUUACCAACAACUUGGAGUUUGCCCGGGAGCUACAGAAGAGCUUCUUGACUUUGGGACAAGACAUCCAGAAGGCGGUGAAGAAGUCUGCGCGGCGGGAGCAGCUGCAGCGCGAGGAGACGGAGCAGCGGAGGCUGAGGACGGUGCUGGAGCUGCAGUUCCUGCUGGACCGGCUGGGGGACGACACGGUGAGGCAGGACCUGAAGAGGCCCGACGCCUCGGGCAGCCCCCUGCUCAGCGAGGCCAACCUCACGGCCCUGGACCACUUCUACAAGCUGGUGGGGCCUGAACGGGACCAUGACGUCAGGUUGACAGACCAGUAUGAGGAGGCCUCACUGCACCUGUGGGAGUUGCUGGAGGGCAGGGACAAGGCUGUGGCCGGGACCACGUACAAGGCACUGAAGGAGACCCUGGACAAGGUUCUGCUGAGUGACUACUUCGACCGAGUACAGCCGCAUCAGAACGGACUGUGCGAGGAGGAGGAGGAGGAAGAGGAGGAGGAGGAGGAAGAGGAAGAAGAGCAGGCUGUGGCGCCCGAAGAGUCGGAGGCAGGAGACCAGCCUGCAGAACCCGAAGGAACAGUGACUGAAGAAUACACAGAGACCAUAGAGGUGGAGGCCACAGAGUUCGUAAACAGACAGUUCAUUCCAGACAGCACGUACAGCAGCACCGAAAAAGACCAAGUAGAGGAGUGGGCAGCCGAAGCCCAGGUAGUGAGCUCCCUCCAGCACCAGGCCCUGGCCCAGGAGGCCCCCCACACUGUGAACUCCCCGUCCCCCGCCCCCACACCGGACCCUGUGGUCAGGAAGCAGGCCGUCCAGGACCUCAUGGCCCAGAUGCAGGGCACCUACAACUUCAUGCAGGACUCCAUGCUGGAGUUUGAUGGGCAGGCCCUGGACCCAGCCAUUGUGUCGGCCCAGCCCAUGAAGCCUGGCCACACUGUGGAUCUGCAGCAGCUGGCCUGUGCCCCAGUCCACACAGAGUCCAGAAUUCCUCAGACAGGCACAGUUCCGGGACAACCCGAACCCACACAAGCCUCGAUGUCCCUGUCGUCCGAGCAGCCCCCCGCCCCGUCCUCCCUGCCCUCUGCCUUCCCGCCUGUCUCCAAACCUCCCCACAGCGGAGGCAUCAAUGUCAACGCAGCACCAUUCCAGUCCAUGCAAGCGGUGUUCAACAUGAACGCCCCCGUGCCCCCCACCAACGACGGAGACUCUCUGAAGCACUCCGGCCAGUUCCCCAGUGGCUACAGCCAGAGCUUCAACAGCCAAUCGGAGCACUCUGUAGAGCAGCCCGACAACCAACAGGAAGCGCUCCAGUCAGUGGUUCCUGGGUUCCUCCCUCAGGAGCAGGCGGGGGGCCACCAGCAGGGCUCUCAGCAGGCCUCCGGGUUUGGCAGGAACGGCCAGGCCUUCUACAACAGCCGCGCGGCGCCGCGAGGGGGGCCCAGGAACGCCCGCGGAGUCCUCAACGGCUACAGGGGCUCCAACGGGUUCAGAGGGGGUUAUGACGGCUACCGCCCUCCUUUCUCCAACACUCCUAACAGCGGUUACGGGCAGACCCAGUUCACCACACCCCGGGACUACUCCAACACCACCUACCAGAGGGAGGGAUACCAGCCGGGGUACAAGCGGGGAGCGGCCCAGGGGCCUCGAGGUAUCUCUCGAGGUAAUGCUCAAGCCAUGCGAUCCUAAAACGUUUACGGACUGUCCACUUCCGCCACACUGAACAUUCAGAUACUAUGAAUGUUAGCCCCAGCUCACUUUUAUAAGAAAAAAAAAGAAAAUGAAUAUGGUUUGUUUCUCAUCAGUGAACUUUUUUUUCUUUUCCUUUUUUUUUUUUUCUUCCCUCUUCUGUUCUUUAUCAGAGUAAAGCCUACAUUGGUAUGUCUGAGGUAUUCUUACUGUUGUAGGGCACGCAAUGCUGAACUCAACGUUCAGAGCGAUAAGCAAGUCUGUGUUUUAAACAAAAAAUAGAUACUCCUGUAAACUUGAAAGAUUUCAUUAAUUUAUUUUUUGUACAAAAUAAAUGAAGAAAAACCUGCCACUGUUGGUCCAAACCAUGAGAAUCUUUUAUAUUUUCCGUCACUGCCCCGCCCCGUCUACUGCGUUUCUUUUACGAUGCUUUUGGUUCUCAUAGCAUUUCUUUUAUUUUUUCGUCCUGACUCUCUCCCAUCUCCUCUUUGUAAGCUGAUGUUACUCGUUGAGAGACUGUUUCAAUAAAGAUGUGUUGUAUUA
Molecule: messenger RNA, 2652 nt
Organism: Osmerus eperlanus (European smelt)
Lineage: Eukaryota; Metazoa; Chordata; Actinopteri; Osmeriformes; Osmeridae
Gene: caprin1a
Product: cell cycle associated protein 1a
Exons: 17
Coding region: 199-2109 (636 amino acids)
Cellular component (GO): cytoplasm
Molecular function (GO): RNA binding
Source: RefSeq, a predicted model, not a curated record